AGGGGAAGCAGCAGCGCUCCUCUUCCAAGAGCCAUGGAUCUCAAGGUGGUCUGUGCACUCUCCAUCACCCUCGUCAUAGCCCUCAGCACCCUGGCAGAGGGAAUUGCACCUCCAACAAAAUGCCAGUGUAAAGUGGUUGCCAGGGAGAGGACAAACUGUGGCUACCCGGGGAUCUCAGCAGCAGAAUGCAAGAAAAUCGGGUGCUGCUUCAACGCUUCAGUCCCCAGUGUCCCCUGGUGCUACAGUCCUAAACCAAAGAAAGUGAAGAAAAUGUGUCCCAACAAUCCUUACACCAGGAUAAACUGCGGCCACCCCGGCAUCAAGCCCUGGGAGUGCACAAAGAAGGGCUGCUGCUUCAGGGCACACCCCGCUGGUGUCCCCUGGUGCUUCUACCACCGCGUCAUGGAGGAAGCAUGUUAAAGGAGAAACUUCCAUCGAGAACUUUGCAAUCUUUGGAUCUACUCCAAUGGAACAACAGACGGAGCUCCCAACUCAGACUUUAUAUUUUGCAACAGUCAUGAUUUCUAGACUGUUUUUUAUCUGGGAUUGACUCCUUUCUGAUGAAAAGUUACUGGUAGCUUUUAUUCUCUCCGUAGCCUAGCACUGCACAGGUUUUCACUGUAAUAAAAGAAGUACGCCACAA
This is a messenger RNA of Corvus hawaiiensis (hawaiian crow), 643 nucleotides long. It is a transcript of the gene TFF2, whose product is annotated as trefoil factor 2. The coding region runs from base 34 to 420 and encodes 128 amino acids. The transcript is spliced from 4 exons. Gene Ontology annotation, biological process: maintenance of gastrointestinal epithelium. The record is from RefSeq and is a predicted model, not a curated record. Lineage: Eukaryota; Metazoa; Chordata; Aves; Passeriformes; Corvidae.